GAAAUUUCAGAUAGCUGAAUGGCGACUGGGUCUGAAGCAACUUUGAUUCUGGUCGAAUCUCAGCUAGUUCAGAGAGACCAAAAACAGAAAAUACCCAGAUAUGGUUCUAUGUUCUAAAUACAAGAACUUGAAGAAAGUAUGAAUCUUUCAGGGAAAUUGCCUCUUUUCAUUGUUCGUGUUCCUCAGAAAGGCUUGUGCAAGUUGGGGUUUGUUCCAUAUUUGCUACUAGAGAGAAGAUUGAGAGGAGGUUUUGCUAAGAGAAUGGCUUCUAGCCUGCAAAAAUGCGAAGUGGGUGCUGAAAGCAAGAUGGGAGUGGUUCAUCCUGCAACAGAAGUCUAUGCUGAUGAGGCUAUUGAAGCCCUCAAAGCUGGGAAAGUCAUUGCAGUGCCCACUGAUACCCUUUAUGGAUUUGCUUGUGAUGCUUGUUCUUUGGAAGCAGUAAAUAGGAUUUAUGAUAUCAAAGGACGCAAGCACACAAGUCCUCUUGCUAUCUGUGUUGGUGAUGUUCCUGACAUAAACCGGUUUGCUGUGACAGCCCAUUUACCUAGUGGCUUACUUGACUCUCUUCUUCCAGGACCUGUUACUGUUGUAUUACAGCGAGGGGAAUCUAGCAUCCUUGAGAAGUCCUUGAACCCAGGACUAGAUAGUAUAGGAGUGCGAGUCCCAGACUCUAACUUCAUUAGGAUUGUUUCCCGAGGUUCAGGAAGUGCAGUGGCUCUUACAAGUGCAAACCUGAGUGGGAAACCUAGUAGUGUUUGCAUCAAUGAUUUUGAGAACCUGUGGGAACACUGUGCCUAUGUUUAUGAUGGUGGUGUGCUUCCAGCAGGUCGUGCAGGAUCAACAGUUGUGGACCUCACUAAGCCAGAGAAGUACAAGAUUCUUAGACCAGGAAGUGCAAAGGAAGAGACCAUCGCUAUUCUUGAAAAGCAUUCUCUUGUUGCAGAAGCAAUUUGAAAGCACUGAUUAUACUUUUAUUACAAAGAUUUAAUUCUUCAGAAUUCGAUGCCUUUAGAUGUCCUGUUUGGAACUUAGGGUUUUACACAAAUCUUCAAUAUGAGUUUAUGAGUUUUGAAUAGCAGUAGAAGUAUGUUCAUUGUUACUAGAAAUGAACUGAAGCUGUCUUGUGAUUUUCACAAGGUGGUCACAUGUAUUUAUGGUUUGCAUUUGACCCAGUAUUAACUUGCUUGGCAAGUUUACUAUUUGUGAUCUAAGUGUAGCAAUGGCUGUGUAUAAUGAACCUUUUCAGACACAGCAAGACUACUUUGAACUUCAUUUCUGGAAUUUUGGUGGUUGUACUUUUUUGCUUGUGUUAUUAGCUUUAGACUUUAGUAGAGGCAUACUGAGAACUGUUUCAUUCAUCGCUGCCGUGAAUUGAGAGUUUCCAAACAAAACAUGCCCUUGAACCGUGCUUUGAAGCUUUCUUGCAGUUGUGAUGUUUGGGCUUUGGGAGAGGGAGUGCUGCAGGACUCCACAGCCGCAGCUGAUGGUGCCAGUCAAAGCAACUAUAAGUAUUGCUGGCAUUGGCAUGGAUUAGUGGCACAUGUUAGUCUU
Molecule: messenger RNA, 1551 nt
Organism: Rubroshorea leprosula
Lineage: Eukaryota; Viridiplantae; Streptophyta; Magnoliopsida; Malvales; Dipterocarpaceae
Source: the annotation of a GenBank genome assembly